ACCUUGUAGCUCCUCCCCCAGCACCAAGCGCGUGCGCACGAGCAGUGCGUAAGCCUCCAGCGCGCCUCGCAGUGAGCGGAGUCAUGAUGGCGGCGGACAGGCCGUGCUAAUGAGACAGCGAAAUCACCGCCGCGACGAGGAUUAUAGAUUCGCGGGCAUAGCUAGCCAUUGACCCAGAGAGAAAAAAAAGACUGCGUAGGGGAAGUUUGCCUCAGCGGGCACGGACGCAGCCGGUGACGGGUAUUACUGCACCUCAGAAGGGGAUAAGGCGGUGCCACCCAGCCUACUUUACUGCAGAGUUUGGCAAGGCCCGAGGUCGGGGAUAGUGACACCGGGUAAACACGGAGGGUACUACGUGACUGACAGGGAAGCAACCAGCAGCCACCAUGCAGAUCACCUUGAAAACUCUCCAGCAGCAGACCUUCAAGAUCGAAAUCGACUCGGAGGAAACGGUCAAAGCGUUGAAAGAGAAAAUUGAAUUAGAAAAGGGCAAGGAUGCAUUUCCUGUUGCUGGCCAAAAGUUAAUAUAUGCAGGUAAAAUUCUGAAUGAUGAAACAGCCCUCAAAGAAUACAACAUUGACGAGAAGAACUUUGUAGUGGUUAUGGUGACAAAACCAAAAGCAGCAACUUGUCCUUCAGCACCAUCUCCAGCAGCAUCCCAGCCAUCCAGCACUGUCACACCAGCCCCAGCAUCACCCCCGCGUACAUACACACCAAUUGCGCGAACCAAUGCCCCCGUCCCUUUGCCUGUUCCUUUUUCUGUUCCCACCAUCCCUCCACCUCCUGAAGUCACUUCUGAACAGAUGACAACCACGGUUUCUCAGGAAGAGAAACCUGAAGAGAAGACAGUAAGCCCACCGGAGACAGUGAACCCAUCAUCAACUGAGUGCAGUUUACCAACUGAUUCCUCACGGCCAUCGAUUUUUGAAGAUGCCACAAGUGCUCUUGUGACAGGUCAGUCUUAUGAGAAUAUGGUAACUGAGAUUAUGUCAAUGGGAUACGAGCGAGAGCAAGUCAUUGCAGCUUUGAGAGCUAGUUUUAACAACCCUGACAGGGCUGUGGAAUAUCUUCUUAUGGGCAUUCCUGGUGAUCGUGAAGGUCAGGCAGUUGCUGAACCCCCUCAAACACUUACUACUACUCCUACUACUCCUACUCAGCCUCUGCCAGUGGCUGCAGGUGCCGCAGCAACAACUACUACACCCACCACACCUUCAACUGGAGGAAACCCACUUGAUUUCUUGCAGAAUCAGCCUCAGUUUCAACAGAUGAGGCAAAUAAUUCAACAGAAUCCUUCUUUGUUGCCUGCACUGCUACAGCAAAUUGGACGCGAGAAUCCCUCUCUAUUGCAGCAAAUUAGCCAACACCAGGAACAGUUUAUUCAGAUGUUAAAUGAUCCAGUCCCUGAAUCGGGUCAGAGUGGAGGUGGCAGUGGUGGAAGAGGAGUAGUAGCUGAGGCAGGAAGUGGUCAUAUGAACUACAUUCAAGUUACACCUCAGGAAAAAGAAGCUAUAGAAAGGCUAAAAGCUCUAGGAUUUCCAGAAGGACUGGUGAUACAAGCUUAUUUUGCCUGUGAGAAGAAUGAAAAUCUGGCUGCCAACUUCCUCCUACAGCAAAACUUUGAUGAUGAUUGAAAAGAAGAGACUAUAUUUUUUAUCUCGCUUCACACCAGUGCAUUACACUAACUUUGCUCACUGGAUUUACUGGGAUGAUUUUGGGCUCAUAUCCACAAUAAUUUGGUGUACGGUAGAAAAAAAAAUGGGAGGGGGGGUGGGGUUUUGGGGAAGUAAUGGAGAAACUAGAACAUGAAAUUAAAAACUUAAAUCUGCUUUAAUUGAGCAGUUAUUGAAGUCAGACUGUAUUAUGAAGAGAAAAAGAGAAAUAAAAAAAAAAAUAUACAAUGAAAAUACAGCUUCAGCAAGCAUUUAUUCCUUAAGCACCAUAAGAUAUAUUCUCUAGAUCUUAUCUCUUUAUUAGCCUACUUAUAUCCAGAAUUUUAGUGUAAUGCCCUGCUUCCUUUUUUUCUUUAACUUAAACUUUGGUGUUGAGAGUAAGCCCGUGCUAACAGGGAGAAUUGUGUGCUUCCUGGUUACAUGGGGUAUAACCUUACGUGGAAGCUUGCAAUUCCAGCAAAAAAAUAGGUGAUUGUUUGCUGCUUCUGAAGAGGGGAAAGCACAUAUGUUAAUGUGCAGAAACAAUUUGACAGAGGAAAUGAUGUGAAAGAAAAGUUCAGUAUCUCUUUCCUUCCAAUAAAAAAAAAAUAACCAAAAUGCAAAACUAAGCCCUGUUCAUUGAGUGCAAAGUGCCCACAUCUGAUUUAGUAAACUGAAUGAAGCAAUUUUCCAGUUGCCUUUUCAUUUUCCUUUCCCCGCCUUUGACAGUUUAGAGGUUCAAAUCUGAUUAGCUUCCCACUUGCUGAUUACUUCCAGACAGCCGUAAAGGUUUGUUAAACAGCCGUUGCAUGGUUUUGAUACAUCCCAUUUGUGUGUUAAGUAUGUUUAUUCAGUUAUUAUUCUUUAUCUGUGUCAGCUGAGAAAAUGCAGACUUCUCACCCUAACACUAUGUACUCUCCUAGAACUACAUACAUGUAGCAUGUUAUGCAAUUCACUGUUACUGCUACUUAAAAGGAAGAUUACUCCUUAUAUCGUAAAUAGGGUUUCUUUGCACCUGGUAUUCUACUUCAAGAUGUUCCCUGCUUUGAUGACGCUGGCAUGGCAAAAUUUGGCAGCACAAUAAAAUGUGUGAUAUUUUCAUAGAGAGCAUGUUGCAAUCUACAUUGUAAACACUUAGUGUAUGUCUAAUGCUUUUAUAUGGGAAAUUGGAUAGAUAAUUCUCCCCCCUCCAAAAGUUAUGCACAACAUUAAACAUUCUCCUUGUA
Molecule: messenger RNA, 2875 nt
Organism: Spea bombifrons (plains spadefoot toad)
Lineage: Eukaryota; Metazoa; Chordata; Amphibia; Anura; Pelobatidae
Gene: RAD23B
Product: RAD23 homolog B, nucleotide excision repair protein
Exons: 10
Coding region: 387-1631 (414 amino acids)
Biological process (GO): proteasome-mediated ubiquitin-dependent protein catabolic process; nucleotide-excision repair
Cellular component (GO): nucleoplasm; cytosol
Molecular function (GO): damaged DNA binding; proteasome binding; ubiquitin binding
Source: RefSeq, a predicted model, not a curated record